AUGUCAACCACAACCGAGAUCGAGGCCACAGGCCCAUCAGCGAUCAUAAAUGUGGACGAGCUACAAAGCUACGGAAUCAACGCUUCUGACUUACAAAAGCUAAAAGGAGCCGGUAUUUACAGCGUUAACACAGUACUCUCUACCACAAGACGAAACCUGCUCAAAAUCAAGGGCUUGAGUGAAGUAAAGGUGGAAAAGGUCAAAGAGGCCGCAGGCAAGAUCAUUCAAAUUGGCUUCAUACCAGCCACCAUACAAGCCGAUAUAAGACGGAGGGUGUUUGGUAUUUCGACAGGGUCCAAGCAACUCGACAGCAUCCUGGGGGGCGGCGUCAUGACUAUGAGUAUCACUGAGGUUUUCGGAGAAUUUAGAUGUGGUAAAACGCAAAUGUCCCACACCCUGUGUGUCACAGCACAGCUGCCCCGCGAGCUGGGAGGCGGAGAAGGGAAAGUCGCGUACAUCGACACCGAGGGAACGUUUCGUCCAGAGAGAAUCAAACAAAUAGCUGAGAGGUACGAGCUGGACCCAGAGGCGUGUUUGGAAAAUGUUUCGUACGCGCGUGCUCUGAACAGCGAGCACCAAAUGGAACUUACUGAACAGCUUGGAGCAGAGCUAUCAUUAGGCGAAUACCGAUUGCUGAUUGUGGACUCGAUCAUGGCGAAUUUCAGGGUCGAUUACUGCGGAAGAGGUGAGUUGAAUGAGCGACAACAAAAACUUAACCAGCACCUAUCGCGGCUAAAUCGAAUCGCUGAAGAAUACAACGUCGCAGUGUUCAUGACAAAUCAAGUACAGUCUGACCCAGGUGCGUCUGCACUUUUCGCCGGAGCAGACGGUAGGAAACCCGUGGGUGGACAUGUUUUGGCUCACGCCAGCGCGACCAGAAUAUUGCUGAGAAAGGGACGUGGCGACGAAAGGGUUGCAAAGCUUCAAGAUAGUCCAGAUAUGCCCGAAAGAGAGUGCGUGUACACAAUUGGGGAACAGGGAAUUACAGAUGCAGCUGAUUGA
Molecule: messenger RNA, 1002 nt
Organism: Lachancea meyersii CBS 8951
Lineage: Eukaryota; Fungi; Ascomycota; Saccharomycetes; Saccharomycetales; Saccharomycetaceae
Source: the annotation of a GenBank genome assembly